ACUAUCGCGGCAAUUUUUAACUUGGAAGAAGGCAGAGUUGACUAAGACAUCUCUCCCACAUACCAUUCAAAGUCCAUAGAUUUUAAUUGAGGCUCCAAGGACUUAUCAUUCUAACAGACAUACUUUUGAUCUGCAAGUGAGGAAGAAUGGGAGGAAGAGCAACAGCGGUCGCCCUUCUCUGUUUUUGGUGUUUUCUGGUUGCUUCUUAUGCCGCUGCUAAUAUUCUACAGCAAGGUAGGCCGCUCAGAUAUUGGCAGCAACUGGAAUCACCCAAUAAACGGUUCAAGUUAGGUUUCUUCGUGCCUUACUGGCAACAGGAUUCCGGUUCUGUUGAUCAAUCUUUCUUGGGAAUAUGGUACAACGACGAAAGUUGGUCCCAAGAAAGCGAAGAAGACUACCCAAGAAUAUCCUUGCCACCUGUAUGGGUUGCAAACCGAGACAAUCCAAUCUUGAUGGGUGUCGGAGUUCUCUCAGUUGGCAGCAAUGGAGGCCUCCAGAUUUCAUUUGCUGAAACAAAGGUGAUCGUUUCCUUGUACUCAACUCCAGCUUCGAUUAACGCCAGUGCCACUCUGCAGGAUGAUGGUAACUUCGUACUGCGGGAGCUGGAUUCAGAUGGAUCUGUGAAGCGGAUUCUGUGGCAAAGCUUUGAACAUCCCACCGACACUCUUCUUCCGGGCAUGAAACUGGGAAUUACAACAAAUCUGACAUCGUGGAAGAGUUACAAUUCACCUGCCUCUGGCUCUUUUACCCUCCAUGUGGAUCCCAAUAAACAACAACUCGUCAUACGGAAGCAAGGGGUUGAAAUCUGGAGUAGCGGAAGUUGGCGAGAGAGCAGUUUUGACUUUCAAUCUUUUUCUGGGAUUGAUUAUGGUUUGAACUUUAGUUUCUUUCAAAAUGGAAGCCAAACUUACUUCACUUACACAUACACUGCAAGGCACGACUAUUCUUAUUUCCCAGGAAUAAGAAUAGGCAUUGGUGGUCAGCACUACAUGUUAUCUGGUAGCGAGGACUACUUGAGAAAUUUUAAGGUUCAAAUCUUCUCACGACAUUAUGGAUCAAUGUCAAGAGAUGGAUUCACAAUCCGGAACAGUGACGACCUGAAUAUUGAGGGUUGUAGGAAUAAAUGCUUGUUAAACUGUAAUUGUCUUGCUUAUGCUACAAUCAAUAAUCAGGACAAUAACAAGACAGGUUGUGAAAUUUGGACAUCAAGAGCAGAAUUAAAACCAGCAUCCGAUGGGAAAGGCCGUGUCAUUUACAUCCUUCAUUCCAAAGAGAACAAAUGGUUACUUGGGCUUACUUUUCUAGUUGGAGCAAUGAUGAUCCUACCCGCUUUGUGCUCUAUCUGCUAUAUCAUCUGGAAACAAAGCACAUCAAAUGGUGAUGAAAACAUUAAGCAGAGGACACUAUUAAGAGAGCUGGAAGGUGGUGAAGCGAGUUCUAUCUCAUUUGGAGAAGCAAAUAGUCUAAAGAAAGAUAGAAAUAAUGAGCUGCAGGCCUUCAGCUUCGAAAACAUUGUCUCUGCAACAAACUAUUUUUCACUUGCAAAUAAACUAGGAGAGGGUGGCUUUGGACCAGUUUAUAAGGGAAUCUUACAUGAUGGGCGAGAAGUAGCAAUAAAGAGACUCUCCACGGGUUCAGGACAAGGAGCAGCAGAAUUCAAGAAUGAAGCUGUACUAAUUGCAAAGCUUCAGCAUACUAAUCUUGUGAGGCUUCUCGGCUUUUGCAUUCAAGUAGAAGAAAAGAUAUUAAUCUAUGAGUAUAUGCCAAACAAAAGUUUGGACUACGUUCUCUUUGAUCCUAACAAGAAGAAAAUGUUGAAUUGGAAGAGACGAUUCUUUAUCAUUGAAGGGAUUGCUCAAGGGCUACUUUAUCUACAUAAAUAUUCAAGAUUGAAAGUCAUUCACAGAGACUUGAAGGCUAGCAACAUUUUACUUGACAAUGAAAUGAAUCCGAAAAUAUCUGAUUUUGGGAUGGCUAGAAUAGUUGGACUGAAUGAAUCUGAAGCAAAUACAAACAGAGUUGUUGGAACAUAUGGGUAUAUGUCUCCAGAAUAUGUCUCCCAAGGCAUUGUUUCAUUCAAAACUGAUGUGUUUAGCUUUGGAGUUCUAUUGCUGGAGCUUGUAAGUGGGAGGAAGAAUACUACACGUUAUCGUCCUGACCUUCCUCUCAAGCUUACAGGAUAUGCGUGGCACCUAUGGAAUGAAGGUAGAGGUUUAGAGUUAAUGGAUCCUAGCGUGGAUGAAGUUUGCCCUUAUGAUCAAAUAUUAAGAUGCAUCCAUAUUGGCCUCUUGUGUGUACAAGAUCAUGCUGAAGAUAGACCCACCAUGUUUGAUGUUGUGGCAAUGCUUUCGAACGAGACAAUUCCGCUGCCAGAACCAAAAAAGCCAGGGUUUUUCACCACCAGUGCGGUUCAGGAAGAAGCAGGUGUUCCUGGGAUUGGGCCAGAUAUCUGUUCCAUAAAUCAAGCAUCAAUUUCAGUGAUGGAACCUAGAUGAUUGAGAGACAGUAACUGACUCUGCUAUGAUUGCAAAUGUUAGCGUUAUGUUACUUCUUUAUACAGGUUUUGUUUUGUAAUUCUAAUACUAAUAUUUGUAUAAACUGAAUAACGUUGAAAUUCUGUACCAAAUGAUCUUUUGUUUCCUAUCAAUUCUACAUAACCAAACAGAGUAUAAAACUUUGCCUGAGAA
Molecule: messenger RNA, 2687 nt
Organism: Rubroshorea leprosula
Lineage: Eukaryota; Viridiplantae; Streptophyta; Magnoliopsida; Malvales; Dipterocarpaceae
Source: the annotation of a GenBank genome assembly